AUGGUGAUCGGGGAAAAGACGUUCGACGCGGCGUUCGCGCUCGAGGCGUACGCGACGACGCGCAAGCCGUGGACGCUGGUGACUUCGGGGUACGUCGAACGGUCGUUCGCGGCGUUGGUGGUCGAUUGUUGGGGGUUGUUGUACAUAGGUGGGAUAUUAGAACCCGUGUGGGGGGCGAAAGAGCUCACGAGGUUCGUGGUCGGGGUGAAUUUGGCGACGACGACGCUCGCGUGGUUGUCCAUGUGCGCGCUCUACGCCCUGAGCGCGGGGGACGAGUUUUAUUUGUUUGCGAAAUUUUCCGGCUUUCACGGCGUCCUCGCCGCGCUGUUGCUCGCGCUCAGGCAAACGUCGCCGGAGGAACCGGUGUUCGCCGGUGAGGGCGCGUUGGGCGCGGGCACGAGCGGCGUCGUCGCCUCGCUGCGGGCGCUGCGAAACAAGCACUUGAUCGGCGCGUACUUGUGCUUCACGGCGGCGUACGCCUUCAUGAGCGGUGGUGCGCAUCAUCACGUCGGUUUGUACCUGUUCGAUAUAUGGGGUGCGUAUUCCGCGUGGGUGUAUCUGCGUUUCUUCCAACCGCACGGCUCGGGCGCGCGCGGGGACGACAGCGACGAUUUCGCGUUCGCCGCCCUCUUUCCUCCGGCGGCGCGUCCGGUCAUCGCGCGCGUCUCCGCCCCCAUAGGCGCCGCCGCGCGUGCGCUCGAGGCCAGACGCCGCCGCGCGAGAGAGGAAGCGGACACGCGCGCCGCGGCUUCGACUGCGACCGCAAAACCGGCGCAAUCUCCCGCCGCCGCCGCCGCCGCCGCCGUCGUCCGCGCCAAGCUGGAAUCGUCGUCCGCGCGCGAGGAGGACGACGACGCCAAGUCCAAGCGCGAGGCCCGCGCCGCGCGAGGUCGCGCCCUCGUCGAGGCGCGCGCGAACGCGGACGCGUCACCGUAG
Molecule: messenger RNA, 936 nt
Organism: Ostreococcus lucimarinus CCE9901
Lineage: Eukaryota; Viridiplantae; Chlorophyta; Mamiellophyceae; Mamiellales; Bathycoccaceae
Exons: 1
Coding region: 1-936 (311 amino acids)
Biological process (GO): retrograde vesicle-mediated transport, Golgi to endoplasmic reticulum
Cellular component (GO): membrane; Golgi apparatus
Source: RefSeq, a predicted model, not a curated record